AGGAUCAUCGAGUCCAAGCACAAGUACCCUAACGACCCUCCGCUAAAUCACGUCCCUGAGCACCACGUCCAAAUGGUUUUGAAACACAUCAGGGCAGGUGCCUCAACCACCUGCCUGGAGACCCUAUUCCAGUGCUUAACAACCUUCCUGUAAAGAAGUGUUUCCUGGUAUCCAACCUCAUACAUCAUCACAGUGGCUCGCUGGGCCAGCAGAAAUGCACCUCCUGUAGCAGCUUCGUAUUUGUCCUCCAUGCCUCCCUAGAAAGCUGCUCACAGACCAGCUUGGCCACUUUAACUGCAAUGCAGUGGACCAGGUUUCCACGACUUGUCCCUCCUUGCUGACAUGUGCCCAUAUUUUCCAGCUGUGUCACACAUACACAAAACUGAACAGCAGCGCCCUGAGAGCCCUCAGUUCUUCCACUGUGCAUCAUUUUGAGGCCAGCACCUGACACUAGCAGGGAGGGGAAAAAGCCUUUUUUAAUACAAGCACCUACGAUGCAUUUUAUCAAAGCUGCUACCGCCAUCUGAACACAAAUCAGAGCUUAUUUUAUUCCCGGAUGGUUCCUAGAGGGCAGCAAGAGGCACUCGGUGCCGUACGAGGGCUGUAACGCUGCAGGAAGCUGGGCUUCUGUUCUUUGAACCACGGGAACUGUAGUCGCCGUGCUGAGGGCUGAGCUGUGCACAGACUGCGUUUCCCACAAAGCCCUGCUGGCAGGAAACCCUUCUCGGAGCUGGCAGCGCUAUGAGAGCUCAACAUGUUCCCUGCCAGGAAGCUCCCAGGAGGCUGCAGAGCCAUCAGACCACACCAUCUCCAGCACUGCUCUGUCCCCACUGUGUCCCCAAACCUGGCUUUUGUACCGGCCUGCCUCCCCCCGCAUCCCGCAGAAGUAGAAGAGAUGCAGCGUUUUAUUUCCAGCUCCAAGAAGUUGUUUGUAAUGACCGGAGCUGGAAUCUCCACUGAGUCAGGGAUCCCUGAUUACCGCUCAGAAGGUGUGGGGCUCUAUGCCAGGUCAGACCGGCGGCCCAUCCAGCACGUUGAGUUCGUCCGCAGUGCCAGCGCCCGGCAGCGCUACUGGGCGAGGAACUUUGUGGGCUGGCCACAGUUCUCCUCCCAUCAGCCAAACACGGCCCACCUGGUGUUGAGGCAGUGGGAGAAGCUGGGGAAGCUGCACUGGUUGGUGACCCAGAACGUGGAUGCGCUUCACACCAAAGCUGGGAGCCAGCGCAUGACAGAACUGCACGGCUGCACGCACAGGGUUUUCUGCCUGACCUGUGGUGAUCAAACCUCACGCUCUGAGCUUCAGGAGCACUUUGAAGCUCUGAACCCUAGCUGGAAAGCUGAAGCCCUUGGUGUGGCUCCAGAUGGGGACGUCUUCCUGACGGACGAGCAGGUGCGCAAUUUCCAAGUCCCAGCUUGCAGGAAGUGUGGUGGAAUCCUGAAGCCUGAUGUGACGUUCUUUGGAGACACAGUGAGCCGGGAAAAGGUGGAUUUUGUGCACCAACGCCUGGCAGAGUCAGACUCCAUGCUGGUGGCAGGAUCCUCUAUGCAGGUGUACUCUGGUUACAGGUUUGCGCUGGCUGCCCGGGAGAAGCAGCUGCCAAUCGCAGUCCUCAACAUUGGGCCCACGAGGUUAGAUCACUUUGCAUCCCUCAAGCUGAAUUCCCGCUGCGGAGAGCUGCUGCCUUUGAUAGUUGCACACUGAGCCAACGAGCUGAGCAUCAGUGGCUAUCAGGGGUAAAAUUCUCUCUACAAGGACUUAAUCUCUUCAAAGGGGAAUUACUUCGGUCUGAAGAGCAGCCAUCAGAUACUUACAUGUGGCCCUUGGUGAUGCCAGGAGAGGGCAGCAAGCCUCACACGUCAGCCUGACAGUUUUCUGCACUGAAACCAUCUCCAUUUAACAAGGAAAGAGAAGAAUGAUGAAAAGUUUUUUUUUGCCUUCCCUUACUGUAUAAACAGUAACUUUUCUUUGCAUUCACUGGCAAAGGACCAGACUGGGACAGGAUAUUCAGACAUCUGAGAACAAAAUACAUUUUUUUUUCUUUUUUUUUCUUUUAAUAUUUGUCAAGAAUGGGGGACAGGGAGUUUGACGAAGUUACUCCAGGCAGAGUAGCACAGGAAAGUGGUAUGGAACACACAGUACCAGCUGGAGGAUCCCGUGUCAUC
This is a messenger RNA of Phasianus colchicus (ring-necked pheasant), 2163 nucleotides long. It is a transcript of the gene SIRT4, whose product is annotated as sirtuin 4. Gene Ontology annotation, molecular function: histone deacetylase activity, NAD-dependent; NAD+ binding. The record is from RefSeq and is a predicted model, not a curated record. Gene Ontology annotation, cellular component: mitochondrial matrix. NCBI's taxonomy places the organism in Eukaryota, Metazoa, Chordata, Aves, Galliformes, Phasianidae.